This is a messenger RNA of Lactuca virosa, 1510 nucleotides long. Lineage: Eukaryota; Viridiplantae; Streptophyta; Magnoliopsida; Asterales; Asteraceae. The record is from the annotation of a GenBank genome assembly.
UGUCGAAUUUCUAUUUUCGUGUCGAAUUUCUAGACAUGUCUAGUCACUAGUCCCGUAGUCCGUAUCUCAAUCCCUUUCGUUGAGAAUCAUUUCCUGUUUGCAGAUUGUGAUCGAUAACUAUGGCGACGACACAACCGACAGGGUUAGAGAUUAUUGGUGGCUUAGCUAUUCACGUUAUUGUAUCGAAACUCGGACCUUCUGAUGCAGCAGCUGUCGCAUGUGUCAACAAACGCUUCAAAGAUUGGGCUUCGGAUGAAUCUCUAUGGUCGUCUUUCUGUGCGCAAGAACUGAAACUCUCUUCCCCUACUGAUCCUUUGGGCAAUCCAUGUCCCUCUUUGAAGGCAGCCUAUGGGGCAUGGAGGGAAGCUUAUGAGGUGUUACCCACCCUUCGUAAGGGUGCUUCUGAAGAUGAAAUAAACAAGUUAGAAAAGUGUUUGAAAGUUAAACUCCCUCUUCCCACAAGGGUCCUCUACCGAUUUUGUGAUGGACAAGAACAAUGUAAUCCUUCAUCAAGAGGAAGUACAAAUCCACUUCAAAAUCUAUGUGGUUUAAUUGGAGGUUACUCUUUCUAUGAAUAUCUCGUGAAUGUUUUCUUGUUGCCAUUAGAUCUUAUAAUCAAAGAGACGAAUGAUAUUGUACGCCAUCUUGGAUUUAGUAAACACAAGUACAUUGUUGUGGCAACUUCUUCUACUUACACUAAGAAGAUCUUUUUUCUUGAUUGUGAGGAGGGUCAACUCUAUGUUGGCACCAAGAAUCUUUUAGUGAGUAGAGAGAUAAUGCCGUGUGUUCCGAAUGGAUUGAUAACUUCAAUUCAUGAUUCCAAAAGUUGUUUUCAACAAGAUGGUAUGUUUUUAUGGUUGGAAGAACAUGUUCAUCGCCUUGAAACUGGAUAUAUUAAAGUUCGAGAAGAAGGAAAUAUUAGAAGCAUUAGUUUGUUCCCUGAACAACUUCCCCUUUGUUCUUCAGCUACUACAGGUGGUGUUCAGGUUCGUGCUUCUGCUGUAUUUGUGCCCGAGUUCAGUGACCUUGUGCAAGAAAAAGAGAAAUACAUGUUUGCUUAUUCUAUCCAUAUCAAUGGAGAAGCUGUAAUAGGCCAGUUUCCACUAUUACGUCCUGGGAAGAAAGAAUUUGUUUACGAGAGUUGCACAAUGUCCGCAUCGUCACCCGGAUCUAUCGAGGGUUCUUUCACAUUUGUCCCCGGAAGAUUGGCAGAUCCGAAAGGAAGUACUUUUGAUGUUGAAGUUGCUAAAUUUCCUCUUUUGUUGCCGGAAUACAUCUUCUAAUUCCAAAGUGUUGUCCAUGAAACUAUCUUCAUAUCAUGUAAUGCAUGUAAUGCAUCGCAUACUAUCUACCUUCUUCAAAAACAAACAAAGAUCUUUGUGUGCUUAAAAGUUAAAAUCCAUAAUGAUUUCUAUUAAUCAAUGAUGUGAGAACCUUGGAAUAAUUUUUGAUAUUUUGAUUGUCCAUGUGAUUAUUGUAGAUUAGAAUGGCAACUAUUGGAGUUUUUUUU